This is a messenger RNA of Pistacia vera, 901 nucleotides long. Its product is annotated as casparian strip membrane protein 2-like. The record is from RefSeq and is a predicted model, not a curated record. NCBI's taxonomy places the organism in Eukaryota, Viridiplantae, Streptophyta, Magnoliopsida, Sapindales, Anacardiaceae. The coding region runs from base 142 to 759 and encodes 205 amino acids. The transcript is spliced from 3 exons.
UAAAAUUUCAAACAGAACCAACCCAUUACCCAACUCUACUUCCCUAUAUAACAUACUUCACUUGAUACCAUUUCAUAUCAAGCUCAAUUCCCUUCAACAACAGCUAACUAAUUGAGGUUCAUCUCUCCAGAACAUAUACUAAUGGAUUCAGGGCGCAGAGACGAUUCAACAGUGAUCACUAUGCCUGAGUCAAAGUCAAAUGGUAAAGGAAAGGCUCCUGCAGUUGCUAUGGCUACUACGAAAGCUGCACCGGGAGGGUGGAAAAAAGGGGUAUCCAUUUUCGACUUCAUUUUGAGACUAAGUGCCAUUGGUGCAGCUCUAGGCGCCACUGCAACUAUGGGCACAACCGACGAAACUCUGCCUUUCUUCACUCAGUUCUUCCAGUUCCAAGCUGAAUAUGAUGAUUUCGAAGUUUUCUUGUUCUUUGUCGUUGCAAACGGGAUAACAAGUGCAUAUCUUGUCCUCUCCUUACCUUUCGCCAUUGUUUGCAUUGUUAGGCCUCAUGCAGUCGGACCAAGGCUUCUCCUUCUCAUCUUUGACACAGUGAUUAUGGCUCUGACUAUCGGGGCUGCUGCGGCUGCUGCAUCUAUUGUGUAUUUGGCUCAUAGUGGGAAUCCCAACGCAAAUUGGCUUCCUAUUUGUCAGCAGUUUGGUGACUUCUGCCAGAGUACUAGUGCGGCUGUGGUGAGCUCUUUCAUUGCAGCAUUUUUACUCAUGUUCCUCGUAGUGUUAUCUGGUUUUGCUCUUCGGAGAAACUAGUGAAGAAGGAGGGUUUAUUUUCUCAUUAUAUGUAAUGUGGUGUUGUCAAUCAACUUGUGUUUUGUGUGAAUGUUGCGAUAUUAAUCCCCUGCUUAAGCUCUGUAAUUUCGUGUUGUGUAGUGUAACAUGGUUUAUGUAAUGA